Messenger RNA from Pistacia vera, 772 nucleotides. Its product is annotated as mitochondrial pyruvate carrier 1-like. Gene Ontology annotation, biological process: pyruvate import into mitochondria. The record is from RefSeq and is a predicted model, not a curated record. NCBI's taxonomy places the organism in Eukaryota, Viridiplantae, Streptophyta, Magnoliopsida, Sapindales, Anacardiaceae. The coding region runs from base 161 to 484 and encodes 107 amino acids. Gene Ontology annotation, cellular component: mitochondrial inner membrane. The transcript is spliced from 4 exons.
AGAAGUAAAUUGAACCAGAGGUUUCAUAUGCUAAACUUUCUUAUAUGAAUAUUUGAUUUUUGAAUUUUUCUGGGAUGUAAAUUGCUUCUGGAGUUGUGAAAUUUUGAUAUGAAAAACUGAUUAUUGUAAGCAGUUGUACAAAUUGCAAUAUAGCUUAUCAAUGGAAAUCCUCAAGACUUUAUGGAAAAGUCCUAUUGGUCCCAAAACGACUCACUUUUGGGGCCCUGUUUUUAACUGGAGUCUUCCUAUUGCGGCAUAUGUAGACAGAAAUAAACCACCUGAACAAAUCUCUGGAAGGAUGACAGGAGUUUUGUGCGUUUAUUCUGCGUUGUUCAUGAGGUUUGCAUGGAUGGUUCAGCCACGCAACUUACAUCUUUUAGUGUGUCAUGCUGCAAAUGAGACUGUGCAACUCUAUCAAUUCUCACGCUGGGUAAAUGCUCAAGGGUCCUCACCGCAGCAGGAAAAAGAGGAACCUGAAAGCUGAGAGACAUGAUCGAUCCAGAUGCUAUGGAAGAAUGUUUCCUUGCUUGGAUCUCUGUCAUCUUUUGAAUAAAAAUGGUCUCUGUCAGAAGAUUCAACAACUUAUUAGUUGGUCUAUAAAAUUAACCAUGUAAUAGCCAUAUUGGAAAAGAACAAAGCAGAUGAAGGAUUGGCCAUUGUGGCUUAUAUUCUCAGCUUUGGCAUUCUCCAUGUAAUGUAAGAACCUAUCUAUCAUAUUUUGUGCACAUAUUUUCCCCACAUGGAAAAGCACAAGGGGAGAACUUUGAUAUAU